Messenger RNA from Marmota monax (woodchuck), 6909 nucleotides. RefSeq lists its product as uncharacterized. Gene Ontology annotation, molecular function: protein binding involved in heterotypic cell-cell adhesion; signaling receptor binding. NCBI's taxonomy places the organism in Eukaryota, Metazoa, Chordata, Mammalia, Rodentia, Sciuridae. The record is from RefSeq and is a predicted model, not a curated record. The coding region runs from base 776 to 3007 and encodes 743 amino acids. The transcript is spliced from 10 exons. Gene Ontology annotation, cellular component: plasma membrane; acrosomal membrane. Gene Ontology annotation, biological process: heterotypic cell-cell adhesion; fusion of sperm to egg plasma membrane involved in single fertilization; sperm-egg recognition.
CGGAUUUGGCCCUCCGAAGGAGACGUGACUGGAGUUCCUGGUGGAACCGGGACCUCCCGUGACACAUAUCCCCUUGGAAAAGCUGUCGACUUCACGCAGCCAAACUGUCCCUCACAAAACCCGAGUUACAGUCGUGGGAAAUAUUAAGGCAGAAGGACGCGGCACUGGGUUCCUCACAGUCUGAAUGGGAUCCUGAGCGAAUCCUGGGUUUGAGGGCACAAGUCAAGGAUCAAGGUCGGAGAGGGGCUAGUUAGUUAGGGUGCCUCGCGUUUAGGGCGCUUUGGAGCUCCGUUUCCUGAGAAGGUGCACCCUGAAAAUAAGAGGUCUUAGCCUUGGGCAAGGGUGGACAGGAGGGACAGGAGGGUGGCUGGGAGUCUUGCAUGCAUUCGUGGGGUCCCCAGGGUAAGGGAUCUGGAGUGUACUUUGGCCUUGAGGGAGUUUUGAGAACCUGCGGGAGAGUUCAUUUGAGCUGGACAAGGACUUUUCAGCUUGAGGUGCAACAGGGUUUGGGGACUUUGUGUAUGUGAGGGUUGAUACACUGAAGGUUUGGAGUUGAGGAUCACAUUAAUUUGGGCAGGGGCGGGAGCUGUGGAUCCCAUGGAUUGGGAUCUUGGGUCCUGAUGUGGGGAACGGUUGAGAGUGUUCUGAUGUCUGAGGAUGCAAUGAAGACCCCCAAUUUGGGGCUUUGUGGAUUGGGGAUUAAUUUCACACUCAAGUUAUUUGAUGAAGGACACGUGUUCUUGAUUUGGAGAUUUCCUGAACAUCCUCCUUUCCCAUGGGGGAGACUGAGGAUGUGAGGUUCUGGGGAGCAUCUCUAAGACAGGCUUUGAUUUCUCUCCAUUUAGCACCACCUGCUCUUGACCUGGGUGAGAGGACCCUCUCUGCAUUUUCCUCUACUGAGUGCUCUGGCUCAAUGGGGCUAUGUUUUGCCCUCCCAUUGGCUGCACUGGCCAGCUGCCUGCUUCCUGCAGACUGUUGUAUCACAUGUGACCAGGCAGUUAUGGGAUCAUUAAGGUUCUUGAAGGAGAAUUACAUACCUGGACACCUGGAUGUCAAGAAUCAAAAAAAAGUGAUCGAGAGAGUAGAUGUGAUCGCACAGGAAUUCAAGGAGAUAAAAUUUAAGAAUGCUACCUUUUUGGGGACCAUAGAUGAGAAGACACUGAAAAAGGCAUCUCAGAGUGUGCUGAAGGAGCUGAAACGCAUCACAGACAGUAAUGUAAAAGGGGACCAAUUUGUGAGGGAGCUAUACCGGAUGUUGCACAAGGAAAAGGCCAAAUUUACCCAGUAUGCUGCUGACUUUCAAAAUAAUGAUUAUUGUCCCAACAAAUGUGGUAUGAUGAUGCAGCGUCUGUUAUGGUGCCCAGAAUGUAGGAUAGCAAAUUACCGUUGUUGGAAGUCCCUGGACUGUGGGGAGCGCCUGGUGAAGGUCCAUGAAAAGGAAAACCUGACCUUGAACUGUCUAUUCAAGUGGCACCUUAUUGCUCAAGAACUCACAGACUACAAAUUCGAAAGGAUUUGGGAGGAUGGUUCUGAGACCUUGCUGUACAAGGGAAAGAACCCCAUCUUGACCAUUACCUCAUUAACUCAAAAGAAUACUGGCACCUACCGCUGUGAACUGGGUACAGAGACCUCUGGCCCAUCCACGAUCAUUCAUUUUCUCGUCACAGUUUUGCCCCCAAAUGCUACAGAGGAGACAUCAACAACAAGCAUCCUCUUUGGGAAUGAGACAGAGUCAGGGACACAGGGUGCAAAUGUCACUGGUGAGACCAGUCCAGCCGUCCCUGGUGGGACAGGCCCAGCUUCCCCAACGGUCCAGGGUGAGACGGGCCCAGGGGUUCAGGGUGAGACGGGCCCAGGGGUCCAGAGUGAGACAGCCCCACUCCAGGGUGAGACGGGCCCAACAGAACAGGGUGAGAUGGGCCCAUUCCAGGAAGAUACGGGCUCAACAGAACAGGGUGAGACUGCCCCACUCCAGGAUGGUAUGGGGUCACUGGCCCAAGGUGAGAUGGCCCCUCAAGUCCAGGGUGAGACAGGCUCACCUGUCCAGGGUGAGACAGGUCCACCUGUCCAGGGUGAGAAGGGCCCACCUGUCCAGGGUGAGAUGACAUCUCCAGACCUGGUUGAGACGGCUCCAGUUCAGGCUGAGACAGCUCCACUUGAAGCUGAGACAGCCCCACUUGAGGCUGAGACAGCCCCACUUCAGGGUGAGACAACUCUGCCGGCCCAGGGUGAGACAACCCAGUCAGCCCAGGGUGAGACGACCCAGCCAUUCCAGGUGGAGACUGCCCCACUGCAGGGUGAGAUGGCUCCAGGUGAAGGUGAGACGGCCUCCCAGUUCCAGGGUGAGACAAACCAGGUUGAAACAGCACUACUCAAGGAGGAGACUGCCCCACUUCAGGGUGAGAUGGCUCCAGGUGAAGGUGAGAUGGCCUCCGAGGUCCAGGGUGAGGCAGCUCCACCAAACCAGGUUGAAAUGGCACCAUUCGAAGAGGAGACAGAACCAGGCGAAAUUGAAAUGGGCCAACCACUCCAGAAUGAGAUGGCCCCAGGACAGGGUGAGAUGACUCCCCGAGAACAGGUGGAGACUGCCCCACUACAGGGUGAGAUGACUCCCCCAGGCCAGGCUGAAACUGCCCAAUUCCAAGGUGAGAUGGCCACACCAGUCCACGGUGAGACAUCUGCAGCUCAGGGUGAGACUGCCUCACCAAUCCAGGCCGGGAUGGCCCAACUCCAGAAUGAGGCAGCCCUAGUCCAAGAUGAGACAGCCCCAUUCCUGGGAGAGAUGGCCCCACUUCUAGGUGACAUGGCUCCACUUGAGGAGAUCUCAGUACGCCCGAAUCCAGGAGAAUUGGAGUCUUCGACCACGAACCAACAGCCUGAGCAGGCCAAGGGUGUGCAGCAAGGCCGCAACCUUGGGCUGAUCAUCGCUUUACCUCUACUCCUGAUACUAGGCCUUAUUCUUUGCCUGCUUUACUGGCGAAAAUCGAAAGAGAAACAAUCUUCAUAGCUCAGCCUUUGAAAAUUCACCUUCUUAUCCGUCAAAGACAAGGGCCUCAAAAGAGAAAAAUAAUUAAAUACAUGUCUUGUUGUCUAAGUAUUUGACUCAAUCCUCUUGACUGAAUAAUACCUUGGGCUCCCCCAGAGGACAGAUCAAGAGAUGGGCUCCUGCCUCAGGGAGGAGGGUGAGGAACAUGGCACCACUGAGGUCUGGUGGAGGGGACAGCAGACUGUGAUAUAAUUCCAGAACCAAGAAACAGGCCAGGGCCAGGCCUACCUAGAUCUCCUGCCCCAGGCCUGGUUUCUCAGGACACCCCCUCCCACCUCUUCCUGUUGGGUUUCCUCUUGCCUUUUAAUGUCCCCACACAGUGCUGGGGCUGGGUCAGAGGCACAGGCUUUUCUAAAGGGAUCAGGAACUAACCCAGGACAUCAGAGCCAGGCCCUCUGGGUGCUGCCCGACCUGCAACAGGUAAGAUCCAGGUAAGACUCCUGGGUCCCACUGCAGCCAUCAGUCCUCCUGGGCCUGUAGUCCAGGGCCCAUCCCUCUCCCCAGAUGCCCCUCCAUCUCCCAGAUGUCCCUCUGCCUCAUUCCCCUAACCCCAGCCCAUUGGAGAUGUAUAUCCACCUUCCCUUAGGGCCAGGCUAUCUGGUGUAUUGAAGGAGGGUGGAAGCACCCCAUCCACUUUGGAAAGCUCCCUCUCCUGUGUGCCUGUGGAACCAUCCUCCCCACCAAGCCCCGGGCCACAGGCCCAUCCUGCCUCUGUCAUGGAUCCUGAGAGACCUGUCUCCUGUUCCAGUCCUGAAUGGGCAAGGGAGCCUGGGUGAUGAGAGCAGGAAGUCAGAUACUGGUUUACUUGGGCCCAGUUGGGGGAGAGGUGGGCUUAGGCACUGGGGUGGGCCACAGUGCCGGUUGUGAUUCGCCUUCCUUCCUCCCCUCCUUGCUCAUCUCUUGGAAAUGGCUUUUGUGGGAUUGGCCUUUGUUUAUUUAAUGAACUCUCUUUCCUUCGACCUUUACCCACCACCCAUCUUGGUCAUCCCUGGAUCUCUAUCUUUGCUGUGUGUCUUUCUCUUGGGGUCUUUUUGUGCUUCUCACCUCCUCGGUCCAAAUUCUGGAGUCUGCUUGCCCCUCUGGAUGACUCUCCUGUGUAUCUGUUCAUAGGUGGCUCUCAGAUCUUCUUCCAACACUGGGAACUGCAUCAGCGAGGCACUGCCACUACCCCCGCUGCACGUGGAACUGUGGCGAGUGGGCGCCGUGAAGGCAGUGUGGGGAGCUUCAGGGAACAGCGCCAAGCACAUCUCUCAGAUCUAACAGUACUCAGGGACUAGGACAACAGGGACUGGGGUGGGGGCAGCGCUGGGCCAGAGUGAAGCUGCUGGAGCUGUAAUGGGCGUGGCCCCGGAGCCCCCACGGGCAUCCUGCGCCACUGCGCCCCCGGGAGUCCUAAAGAUCUUUGGCGCGGGCUUGACGUCGGGUGCCAACUACAAGAGGGUGCUGGUCACGGCGCGUUUCACAGCGCGGGAGCUGGUGGCUGAAGCGCUGGAGCGCUAUGGGCAGCGGCGUGGACGCCUUCGCGCUGUGCGACGCGCUGGGCCGACCGGCCACGGCCGGCAUGGGCAGCGGCGAGUGGCAGGCGGAGCACCUGCGCGUGCUGGGCGACUCGGAGCGCCCACUGCUGGUGCAGGAGCUGUGGCGGGCGCGGCCCGGCUGGGCGCGGCGAUUCGAGCUGCGCGGCCGCGAGGAGGCGCGCCGCCUGGAGCAGGAGGCCUUCGGGGCCGCGGACAGCGACGGUGAGCCAGCGCGCGGACCUGGGGGGCUGGACAGGGUUUGGGGCCCCCAGGGCCCACAGAGCCUAAGAGGAGCAGUCCUUAAAGGCCGGAUUGGCGCGGGCUGUGGGCACGGCUCUGGGGCAGCUCUGAGGGCGUGGGCGGGCCAAGCGAGGAGCGAGCUGUGAGGUGAUUGGUGGAGGAUCCGGCCGGGGCGGGGACUUAGACUGGGAGAAGGCGGGGCUGCAGCAUCUGAGCGCUGGGCGGGACCUGCUGGUUUCCCAGGACCUACAGAGUGGUGCUUGAAUUCGCGUGGGGCGUGGGCCGGCUGGUGGCAGUGGUUGGAGGUGUCCCAGAGUGUCUCGGGAUGGAGUCAGGGCCUUUAGGAGGCAUUCCAGGCUGCCUUGCAGGAGGCUGAAUGUGUAGGUGGCCAAAGCAGUGGUAGCUCCCCAGCGGGGUGUCGGUGGGUUCUGGCAGCUCAGCAGCCUGCGGGAAGCGCCAGAGCCUAGCGAAUUCCCAGGGAUUCGGCCAGUGUUAGGGGAAAAUCGAAGUUGGAGAGAAGUAGGAGAUGAGGAACAGGCCAGGACAAUGUCCUGGAGGGCUGUGCAGAGCCGUGGGUGGGUCUGCGGGGCCAGGGUGGAGUCUGAGGAACUGAGUAGGCCUGAGCCUGAGGUGUUGGGCCUGGUGAGGUGUGGUGGCACCUGCUUGUGGGUCUGUGUGGCAGGAGACAGCUCUGGGAAGUAGGCUGAGGCGGUUCUUGAGGGUCAGGGCCUAUGUGGGCAGAGCCUAGGAGGGAGAGGAACCUGUGUUUUGGGGGGCGGGCCUUGGAUUAGGUGGCUUUAGGCUGGGUUGGCUGCCAGUAUGGGCACAGGGGAAAGGAAGGGACUAGAGGUAGAGGUCAAGGAAGGCUUUGUUACAUGGGGCCUGAAGCAGCAGACAACCUCAAGGGUAAAAUAGCAUGUGCCAUAGGGAUCCUGGCAGGCGUGCAGCCAUGUUCACUGAGGGACAGGAUGCUCAGGUCUUGUAGUCUCAGACUCUCCCUCCCCUACCUACCUCCCUCCUAAUGGUGACCACAGAAGAACCGGGCCCAGGGGCAGUGCUGGGCAGUUCUACUAGUCCUGGGUCAGGAUCAGGGGCCCCUAUUGUGUCUCCUUUAAGGAGAGUUAGGAAAACUUUUCCUUAUGGUGCAGCUUGUUGGAGCUGAGCCUUCAGGGUCGGAGGAGGCGGCAGCAGGUACACAAGCAGCAGGACCUGAAACAUGAAGGCUUUUUUUUUUUCCUUAAUUUGUAGAUGGACACAAUGUCUUUGUUCUAUUUCUUUAUUUUUAUGUGGUGCUGAGGAUUGAACCCAGUGCCUCAUGCAUGAGGGGCAAGAGCUCUACCACUGAGCUAUAACCCCAGCCCCAGCAGCAGGACCUUACCGUGCCCCCAGUGGCAGCUGAUGCCCAAAUAGUACCUGCAGUCCCAAGGGAUUAGAUUAGUUGACUCAGUGCCUCAUCCAGGCCCCCAGCAAUCGCCCCUACUUUCUGCUGCCCCAGCGCUAUCAGGAUGCCCAGGUGAACAUUGCCUCCCCAACCACCCAGAGCCCUAUGUCCCCCCUUGUCAUUGGAGAGUGAUAAACCUGUAGUUCUCAGAAUUCCUCUGGUUGAGGUAGCCUCAGGUCCUCUGGUAGGCAAGAGUGCAGCCAGGUUGUAGAAAGUGAGUGUGGAGGAGGCAGAGGGGAGAUGGCUGACAAGAUUACACUGGAGGCACAAACAGGGCAUGGUCCUGUCACUGAAAGUUGAGGGCAAGCUGUGUUUUUUCAAAGGAGAGUCCAUUGCAGGAAGGAGACCCCAUGCAGACAUCAUUUCUUGAGGGAGGACGACAGGAGAGUGCAUGUGCUGGGGCAGGGACGUCCUUGACUAGUGUCUGGGGACUUAAUGUAGAAAAGCCUGUAUUUCUUUGGUGGGGGAGUGGAUGAACCCAUUUGUAAAAGGUGAUGGUUUUCACUGGGACGUUUGACCAUUGUGGAUGCAGGCAGGGGGUGCUGGCACUUCUGUGCAUUUACACAUUUGGGUGACAAUGGGAGAACUUGAGUGUUCGGUUUAUUUUAUAUGUAUUUUAAAUUUUUUUUAGUUCUACAUCGACACAAUAAAUUUAUUUUUUUAAA